This is a messenger RNA of Cuscuta campestris, 538 nucleotides long. The record is from the annotation of a GenBank genome assembly. NCBI's taxonomy places the organism in Eukaryota, Viridiplantae, Streptophyta, Magnoliopsida, Solanales, Convolvulaceae.
AUCACAUACAACCCGUGAAUUUACCAUCUUAGCCUCGUCAAACAUCCAUCGCUAUCUGUGCAAUGGACGUGGACGAGCUCAGAAGAUUUUUCCAAAUGUUCGACCAGAACAGCGACGGGCGGAUCACCAAAAAGGAGCUGAAUGAUUCGCUGCAGAAGAUGGGAAUCUUCAUGCCAGAAGAGGACCUCGCCAAAAUGAUUGAGAAAAUUGACGCGAACGGGGACGGGUGCGUGGACAUGGACGAGUUUGGGGCAAUGUACCAGUCGAUCAUGGAUGAGAGGGACGAGGCAGACGGGGACAUGAGGAAGGCAUUCGACGUGUUCGACCGGAACGGCGAUGGGUUCAUCACCGUGGACGAGCUGAGGUCGGUUUUGGCGUCGCUGGGACUCAAGCAAGGGCGCGCGGUCGAGGACUGCAGGAAGAUGAUCGUGACGGUGGAUGCCGACGGCGAUGGGAUGGUGAAUUUCACUGAGUUUAAGCAGAUGAUGAGAGGGGGUGGGUUUGCUGCAUUGACAUGAAAAAAAAAAAACACACACAC